Messenger RNA from Sturnus vulgaris (Common starling), 2060 nucleotides. RefSeq names its product complement C1q like 3 (gene C1QL3). Gene Ontology annotation, molecular function: protein binding. The record is from RefSeq and is a predicted model, not a curated record. NCBI's taxonomy places the organism in Eukaryota, Metazoa, Chordata, Aves, Passeriformes, Sturnidae.
AUGGUGCUGCUGCUGGUCAUCCUCAUCCCGGUGCUGGUCAGCUCGGCCGGCACCUCGGCGCACUACGAGAUGCUGGGCACCUGCCGCAUGGUCUGCGACCCUUACGGCGGCACCAAGGCGCCCAGCACGGCGGCCACGCCCGACCGCGGGCUCAUGCAGUCCCUGCCCACCUUCAUCCAGGGGCCCAAGGGGGAGGCCGGCCGGCCGGGCAAAGCGGGGCCGCGGGGCCCGCCGGGGGAGCCGGGGCCGCCCGGCCCGGUGGGGCCGCCGGGUGAGAAGGGCGAGCCGGGGCGGCAGGGCCUGCCGGGCCCCCCCGGGGCGCCGGGGCUGAACGCCGCGGGGGCCAUCAGCGCCGCCACCUACAGCACCGUCCCCAAAAUCGCCUUCUACGCCGGCCUCAAGCGGCAGCACGAGGGCUACGAGGUGCUCAAGUUCGACGACGUGGUCACCAACCUCGGCAACCACUACGACCCCACCACCGGCAAGUUCACCUGCUCCAUCCCCGGCAUCUACUUCUUCACCUACCAUGUGCUCAUGCGGGGCGGCGACGGCACCAGCAUGUGGGCCGACCUCUGCAAGAACAACCAGGUUCGAGCUAGUGCGAUUGCUCAGGAUGCAGAUCAGAACUACGACUAUGCCAGUAACAGCGUGGUUCUUCACUUGGAGCCAGGAGAUGAAGUUUACAUUAAAUUAGAUGGAGGAAAAGCACAUGGAGGAAACAACAACAAAUACAGCACAUUUUCUGGAUUUAUUAUUUAUGCUGACUGAUAAUGAGUAAAAGGACCCACCAAACCAGUCGAGAAAUGAAGCCUGCUCUUCUAAGCGAUGGAUUUGCGUGGCAAAAGUCAAUGAAACAAGCACCCCAGCAGAGAGUGACACCGAGCACCUCAGCAGAGGGGGAAAAAGUCGAAUGCUACCUGAUUCACAUCUGUACAACACAGAGAAACCUUAUGUUAAAAAACCACAAACCAAGUUAAACAGAUGUGCGAUCCACUUCCGCCAAAGCAAAUACUUCCUCAUUGUUAGUGUCCAUGUGAAUGAAGUUCUACAUAGAGCAAAUUUUUAUAGGGAAGAAAAGCCCACCUAAGGACGCUGAGUUAUUUCUUCAGUGUAUAUGAUACUUUGAUGUGUUAUGAUCUUGCUGCUUUAUCCAUACUUCAGCUUUGGUUCUUGUGACUUACCUGCUAACAAUGAUGCUUGGAGUCCACUCACAGUGUGGUGAGGAAUGAUUUUACAAUAAAAGGAAGAGGUAAUCAAAAUAUACUUUCUCUCUGCAAAGAAAUUGUUUUCCUUGUACUUUUCUUACCCUUCCACUUAAAACUAGAAACUAAUCAGCUUCAGGCCUUAACUCAAUGUUCCUGCUUUGUAGGUAUACAUUAGACUUUUAACAUUAAAUCAAUCCAGGGGAGUUAUUUAAAUUUUGUCUUUCCCUUAGCUGUCCUCUAAAAGCAAAAGAAAGACAGGAGGAACACUAUUUUCCCCUGAAAAAUAAAACAGUUGACAAAUUAUUCUAUUGGACCAUAUCCCUGAUUCCACCAAAGCAAAUGACAAAACUCUCAUUGCUAUUAGUGGAAAAGGGAUAUCGUUUUUAAUCUGUAUCCAUGUAAAUAUAUAUUUAGACAAUUAUUACAGGCCCAUUCUUGAUGGUUAGUUGUGUAAAUACUUAGAAAGCCUGGCAUCCACACCAUCAGACUAAGGCAGAGUGUUUUCUUUGCAGCAAUUACUCUUCAUUAGUCUUUUAGCACUUAGUCUGUACCUGGGUUCUAUUUUUAAUAACGUAGUUAUGGAUUAAUAUACUGCAGACGUUCCACUAGAAUUUCAUAGGAAUAUAAUGGGUCAAAACCUUAAUUGUCUUUAGGUGUCUUGUCUCACUGCAGUCAGUGGGAUUUUUCCAACAAAGGAAGAGUAAGAGACCUGACACAUGAGAAAAUGCUGUCACACAGACCUUUUCCAUGGAAGCUAGUACCAGUUUGUGGUAAGGUGUGCCUAUGAGAUGGACACAGAGAAGCAUAUUACCAAAAAUGAUAACACAUAUGCAAAGAAAGAAGCAGAUAUUUACA